Molecule: messenger RNA, 5153 nt
Organism: Perca flavescens (yellow perch)
Lineage: Eukaryota; Metazoa; Chordata; Actinopteri; Perciformes; Percidae
Product: fidgetin
Exons: 3
Coding region: 191-2479 (762 amino acids)
Molecular function (GO): ATP binding; ATP hydrolysis activity; microtubule severing ATPase activity
Source: RefSeq, a predicted model, not a curated record
UGGUGAAAUUCCAACAUGGCAGUGGCUGUGGUCAGUGUUUCCUGCGUUCACUUGGGAUGGUUUCAGCUCGCACGCAACCCGGCUUAACCUCGGCACCCCCCGUUCAUCAGCAGAACCCCUCCCCGGGAUCGAUGCGACCCUAACCCCCCACGUGAGAGGUCGACCUGUCGCUAAAAAAAAGCAGCACGAGAUGAUCAGCAGCAGCAGCGUCUAUGGCUUGAAGAUGCAGUGGACCCCCGAGCACAGCCAGUGGGCCGAACAGCAUUUCGACAUUUCCUCCACCACGCGCUCCCCAGCCCACAAGGCUGAGGCCUACAGGGCGGUACCUGGCCACCUGCAGCGCUCAGCCACCUACCAGUACGCCUGGGCCAAUGACGACAUCUCAGCCCUCACGGCCUCCAACCUGCUCAAGAAGUAUGCCGAGAAGUAUUCCGGCAUUCUGGAGAUGCCGGGCUCCUAUUCUGAGGCCCCAGGGGUGAUGAACGGACGGAAAGGUGAAUCAGAGCCCUGGCAGGAUGGCGUUUACCCCAUGAGCUGCAUCCCCGAGGGGGUUUCCGUCAGAAAGGGAGGGGUGGCGGCAGCCUCGGAGGUGGUGUCUGGCAUGUGCAGCUCCCCGGGCCUGGCCUCCAGCACCCUGAGCGAGCCCAGCUACUCCAGCAGCAGCUGUGGAAGCCACUCUGCCACUGCUCUCCACUCCUCCAUGGCCUCUCAGGAAUAUGGCCCCCCAUACAGCAGCUCCUACCUGCACAGUAGUUACAGCUCCCAGUCUGCCCCCGCCCCAGCACUACCCUCCCCACUGCACAGCUCUGGGCUCCUGCAGGCGCCCCCUCCGCCGCCCUCCCACCCCACUCUAGUCCCAGCUUACAACGGAGGCUCCCCCAACUUGUCUAGUUAUAAUUACCCCCCAGCAGGAUACCCAGCUCAGAGCUCAGUCGGGCCAGGAUACAGCCCUGGGGGAGCACCCCCUCCAUCCUCAUAUCUCCCCUCAGGCAUUGCUGCACCUACACCCCUUCCCCCAUCUUCUGCUUUACCUGGAUACCCAUACCAGAGCCACAACCUGACCCCGAUCGCCCCCACCCCUCUCAACAGUAGCUCCUCCCACUCACUGAAGAGGAAAGCCUUCUACAUGACCGGCCAAGGAGAGAUAGACUCCGCUUAUGGUAACUUUGGCUAUGGCCAGGCUCGGAGCUCGGCUGAGAGCCCCAUGUACAGGAUAGCAGACAGCAGCAGUGCAAACGGAGGCGGCUCCAACAGCGUUAGCGGUGGUGGAUUUGAUAGAAGUGCUGAAAAGUCGUCUUUACCUUUUAAUCCUCAGAAGCAGUCCACGAUGUCCUCAGAGCAGAGGAAGUACAGCAACCAGGCAACAGGCGGGCCACUGACUCCGCCAGCCUAUGUCACCUCCACCCUGGGGGGUUCCCGCUCAGCAGAUUCCCUUGCCAGCUUCACCUCCCCUUCCCUCAGUGAGCAGGGUGCCGAUGAUCACCGUCUCCACCUCUCGCACUCAGCGCCGGGGCCUACCUCCUCCUCAUCCACUUCCUCCUCCCGGCAUGCCGAAGAGCAGCUGAAAACCAGUGACCCUCACCUCCUAGACAUGGUUACCUCUGAAAUCGUUCAGCAGGGGCCCCCGGUGGAUUGGAGUGACAUUGCAGGACUAGAACUGGCCAAGGCAACCCUGAAGGAGGAGGUCCUGUGGCCCAUUCUGCGUCCGGACAUGUUCAGCAGUUUAGGUCCAGCACCCCGUUGCGUGUUGCUGUUUGGCCCCAGGGGCAGUGGCAGGACGUUGCUGGGUCGCUGCCUGGCCAGCCAGCUGGGGGCGCCUUUCCUCCAGCUCAACGGUUCCACGUUGGCCACCAAGUGGCUGGCAGAGGGAGAAAAAAUUAUCCGAGCGUCCUUCCUGGUGGCGCGCUGCCGGCAGCCUUCGGUACUGUUCAUUAGUGAGGUGGACAUGCUGCUCUCAGCCCACCUCAGUGAAGAGAGUCCCAUCAACCGGCUGAAGGGGGAGCUACUUACCCAGUUGGACUCACUUCUCAUGGGCUCAGGCGACGACGGCAACCAAGUGUUGGUGGUCUGCUCGACAAGCAGACCCCGGGACAUGGACGAAGGGCUGCGCAGGUACUUUGCUCGAAGGGUCCUUGUGCCACUGCCGGAUGGCGUGGCCCGACACCAGAUCGUGAGCCAGCUCCUGGCUCAAUCUCAGCACAAAUACUGCAUGAGCGAGGAGGAGCUGGCGCUGCUGGUCCAGCGUACCGAGGGCUUUUCUGGACUGGACCUGGCCAGACUCUGCCAAGAGGCCCUUGUAGGUCUGUUACAUGUCUCUGCACAGGGCAUGGACAUGUCGGGUAUGAUGCCCAGGGGACAGGUCAGGCCCUUCACCUACCAGGACUUUGAGAGUGUCUUUUGUAAAUUCCAAUCCAGUAUAUCACAGAAAGAGAUUGACACGUACACUGAGUGGAACAAAAUGUACGGCUGCAGCCAGUGAAAAGAUAGAUUCUGCCCUUGAGAAAAAGAGGCAUCCACAAUUCCUCCCCUCAGGGCAGAAGCAUUGUGCUGGAGGGAAAGGCACACAGAAGGCCAACACAAGCCCACUGAGAUCUCACAAGCAGGGGUUAGACGCACCGAGAGACCUGGUUUGACGAGACAACUGGCAGUUUUGCAGUUAAUGAGCAAGAGUUUUAAUUUGAAUGCUUGACACUCCAGAAAGCCAGGCAUUGUUUACACAUUGAAAGCAAGUUGGCUUUAGAAGAGACGCCCCAGUGUCUGUGUAUAUAUCGUUAUGUUCUUGUUGUUGAGAUUUAUUUGGCUAUCCAAGUGCCUGAAGUGGUGCUUUCUGAUUUUCUUUUUUUUUUUUUUUUUUUUUUUUUUUUUUUGCCUCACAAUCUACAUUCAUGGCAUGAGCUGAUGAUUAUUAAGAGCUUUAAAACUUCAGCGGUGAGUCUGAAAACCAGAGAUUGACAGUUGCCAUUGGUGGUGGUCAAUCAUUCUUUGUCUUGCUAAGAGCAGAAAUCCAUCAGGGCGGCAGUAGUCUGGGCCCUGACUCGCACUCAUCUCUUCUGAACCUUUGUCUGCAAAACAAGCAAACGUAACAAACUAAACUCAGGAAAGCGUUUGUAAAUUGUACAGUACCUCAAGCUAUCUUGACGAAAAGCACUAAGAUCUGAGAGGAGAAUCCGAGGUGGUUUGGCAGUUUAUGUUUAGCAGAGCACUGUUAUGUGUACCUCAAGUGGCUAGGAUAAAUAGCAAAGAGGUGACAAUGAAUGUACUAGAUAUUUUCUGGAAUGAUGGAGCAUAAUCAAUAGUGAAAGACAAAAAAACAUUAUUUCUUUUUCUUUUCCCCCCCACAGCAGGUGCUCUAGUUACCUGUUUCUACUUGACCAAUCGCUUAUUUCCAUUGCUUUAAAAAAAUUAAAUCACAUUUUAAAAGCCACAAAGCAGUGUCCCAGCUGUGCUGUUUGGGGGUUUUAAGAGACAAGCCGGUGUUGGGGUUGAGUUGUAUAUUUAUUAAAACAACCAUAAUCAACAUUGUUUAUAUUACGUGAUCUAGGCUGUAUGGUUAGGCUGCAUGGAGGCUCCAUCAGUUUGUCAGCUAACUUCUGCGCAAAAUAAUGGCUCGUUUGUCAUACUGUUUAGUGAGAGGAGAUGUAUUCUCUGAUGAGGAUACGCUUGAUGCUAAAAACCUCUCCAAAAAAUUUAAAGAAAUAGUUCGACAUUUUGGGAAAUUCCCUUGUUUGCUUUUCUUACCGAUGGUUAAAUGAGAAGAUCCAUCUAGUGCCAGUAGCGGAAAGCAUAGCUUGGCAUUAAAACUGAAAACGGGGAAACAGCUAGCCUGCCUCUGUCAGAUCUGUACGAAAACUGAAGUGAAAAACAAAAGAUUUUUGGUUGUAUGUGCUGCUAAGCUGCUGGCUGUAGCCUUAUAUUGAAAGGACAAACAUGAGAGUGGUAUCGACAUUCUCAUCUGACUCUUGGCAAAUAAGCGUUUCUCCCAAAAUGCCAAACUACUCUUUUAAAUCCCAGCGAUAUCAAAAGAACAAUUAUUCUCUUUGUGUUAAUUACAUGUUUUACUUAAUGUCAUUUGAUUUAUUUUACUCCAGGUGGUUUCAGCCAGAAAUGCUGUAUUGGAAAUCAGUGAGCAGCACAUCUGUUGCAUUCAAUGAAAAUCUGUUUUCAUAACAGUAAACUAGGAUUAAGGGAGCUCAUUCCAGAUAUCCUGCCAGUUUUUAAGUUGGAUUUAAUAGGUGCCACAGCCUAUAUAUGGAAAUAUGGAUUUUGCAAUGUUGCCUUGUCACUCACACAGUUUAGCUGGAUUUGAACUGGAUAAGCUGGAGAAUGGGAUGCCGCUCCUGUAAUUUAAAUUAGAAACCGUUAUUCAUUCAGUACAUAUCUUACAUGCCUAUACCUUAAAGUGUGCAAAAAAAAAAAAAAAAGUGUAAUUUCAUAAUAGCAAUUCUGGUUGAUUGACAUCUCUGUAAUGCAACUAUUAUUUUUAUUGUAGUGGCCAUGUUCAUGUCCAAGCAGCAGGAGUUUACGCAGUUAGCAAGGACACUAUUUUAAUCACUUUACAAUCAGAAAAGAAGUAUUCAAAUAUGUUUUACCCAAAAUGACCCAGACCCAGAUUCAAACAUCAUUCUUUUCCUCGACCUGAACUGUGUUAAUCAGUUUUAUGUUUCACUAUAUUUACACAAAUGACAUCGAAAUGCAUUUGGAUACAUACUUCAGUUGACUGAAAAGCUUUGUAACAUGAGUGAGGAAUUGUGGCAUCAGUCUUGAAGUCCUUCAUCUCUGAAGGUUAUCUGUUCUCCAUUGUGUUCCAUUGGAAUGUAUUUUUGUCUCUUCCUUGUCACCAUGUAAGAAGCUGUCCUUUAGCUCCACUGUUGUGACACAGGAGUACUUAAAAUAGUUUAAUGUACGUGCACUAAAGCAUUUUGUGUGUUAUAUUGUUUUGUUGAAAUGUAUUUGCUUUGUCUGUCCGGUAUUUAUCCUGAAGGAGAUUUCAUUUAUGAACCAAUGAUCAGUUUCCAACUUUUAUUGUACAUCCUGUUUUAUUUUAUUUUUAACAAUAUCUGAAGUAGGAGCUGCAUACUGUAUGCUCAGGCCCACUCUGUGCUGCUAUCUCUGGUCUAGACACCAUCAGUGCAGCACCUGAUGUGGGGGGGGGG